Messenger RNA from Dromaius novaehollandiae (emu), 5595 nucleotides. It is a transcript of the gene ADAMTS10, whose product is annotated as ADAM metallopeptidase with thrombospondin type 1 motif 10. Gene Ontology annotation, biological process: extracellular matrix organization; proteolysis. The transcript is spliced from 25 exons. The record is from RefSeq and is a predicted model, not a curated record. Bases 548 to 3877 code for a protein of 1109 amino acids. NCBI's taxonomy places the organism in Eukaryota, Metazoa, Chordata, Aves, Casuariiformes, Dromaiidae. Gene Ontology annotation, cellular component: extracellular matrix. Gene Ontology annotation, molecular function: metalloendopeptidase activity.
UUUUUGAGCAGCCCCUAUACAUGCUGCCUCCGAGCCGCUCUCUUAUUACUGCUCACUUCCUGAAGGGAGACUUUUUAGCAGAGCCUCUAACUCUAGCACUGCCUGAGUCUGACAGAAGAAGGUUAUUGAAGAAGGCGACAUAAACCCUCAGCCUGGAAACUUUCUGACACAAGCAAGACUGAGAAGGAGAGAGAAGCUUUUGGCUGCUGUUGGGAAGAAAAAAAAAAGAAAAAAAGGAAAGAAGCUCAAAGAAUUAAAAGGGGAAAAAGAAGAAAGAGGGGAAAACGCUAGAAAAGGGGUGAUGCCACCAAGAGCCGUUGAUUCGAAUUAGCCCAUGUUGACAUUAUUAGGCCAGCCCAGGCACAGCGCGUUACCCGGACACCAUCGGCCUCACUGCUUGGGGGAGAGCACGGAGCGGCUGAGGAUGCCUGCGAAGCAACCGAGGACUCCCGUCUCUACAUAAGCGGUGGCUGAAAGAGAGACAUGUUGGGACAGCGCCUUUUCAGCUGGUACAAUACUCCCUGCACUGAGACAAGCGUCGCUAACUAUGGCAAUAGCUUGGAGACUUCUCACGUGGACUGUCAUCUUCACCACGGCUGUGCGCAGCUUCCCUGGUUACACCUUCCAGUCUCAAGAGGAGUUCCUCUCCAGCCUCGAUCACUAUGAAAUUGCGUUCCCCAUCCAAGUGGACCAAAACGGCGACUUCCUCACCUUUGACAUGAGAAGCCAGCUGAAGCAACGCCCUCGGCGCAGUCUGGGCUCCCUGCCCUAUGAGCCAUCCGAGCAACAGGUCUUCUACAAGGUCUCUGCUCAUCGAACACAGUUCCUCCUCAACUUGACACUGCACUCCAACCUGCUGGCUGAGCACUUCACUGUCGAAUACUGGAAACGAGAUGGUGUGGACUGGCAACAUGAUUUCCAUGAAGACUGCCACUAUGCAGGCCACUUGCAAGAUCAGUACCGGAACUCAAAGGUCGCCAUCAGCAACUGCAAUGGACUGCAUGGGGUGAUAGUCGCAGAUGAGGAAGAAUAUUUCAUUGAACCGCUGAGCCCAGGAGCCAACGUCAGCACAGGGAAUGAGGGCAAGGGCAGCCCCCACGUCGUGUACAAGCGAUCAUCUCUCCAGUACCCACACAUGGAUGCAGCCUGCGGCGUGCUAGAUGAGAAGCCCUGGAAGGGAAGACACUGGUGGCUGCGAACGCUGAAGCCCUCCCCUCUGAAGCCAUCAGGCAACCACAGCCAGCGAGGCCAGCUGCCCCUGAAGAGAUCUGUCAGCACUGAGCGCUACGUGGAGACCCUGGUGGUAGCCGACAAAAUGAUGGUGGGGUACCAUGGGCGACGGGACAUAGAGCAGUACAUCCUGGCCAUCAUGAAUAUUGUUGCCAAACUUUUCCAGGACUCGAGUCUGGGCAAUAUUGUCAAUAUCCUAGUGACCCGACUGAUUCUUCUCACCGAGGAUCAGCCCACCCUGGAGAUUAACCAUCAUGCUGGGAAAUCCCUGGACAGUUUCUGCAAGUGGCAGAAAUCCAUCGUGAACAGGAAUGGCAAUGGGAACGCUAUCCCCGAGAACGGCAUAGCCAACCAUGACACUGCUGUACUGAUCACUAGAUACGAUAUUUGCAUCUACAAGAAUAAACCAUGUGGCACCCUAGGCCUGGCCCCAGUGGGCGGGAUGUGCGAACGAGAACGAAGCUGCAGCAUCAACGAGGACAUUGGCCUGGCUACGGCCUUCACCAUUGCCCAUGAGAUUGGCCACACGUUUGGCAUGAAUCAUGAUGGGGUCGGCAACAGCUGUGGCUCCCGUGGGCAAGAAACAGCCAAGCUCAUGGCUGCUCACAUCACCAUGAAGACUAACCCAUUUGUAUGGUCCACAUGCAGCAGGGAUUAUAUCACCAGCUUCCUCGACUCCGGGAUGGGAUUAUGCCUGAACAAUGCUCCUCCCAAGCAAGACUUUGUCUACCCAACAGUGGCUCCAGGACAGGCCUACGAUGCAGAUGAGCAGUGCCGCUUCCAGUACGGAGUUAAAUCUCGCCAGUGUAAAUACGGGGAAGUCUGCAGUGAGUUAUGGUGUCUGAGUAAAAGCAACCGCUGCAUAACCAACAGCAUCCCUGCUGCUGAGGGGACCAUAUGCCAAACCAAUACCAUUGAAAAGGGGUGGUGCUACAAGAGGGAAUGUGUGCCUUUUGGCACCCGACCGGAGGGUGUGGACGGUGCCUGGGGAGCCUGGUCGUCAUGGGGAGAGUGCAGCAGGACAUGCGGAGGAGGUGUAUCGUCAUCCAUUCGCCACUGCGACAGCCCGCGGCCCACGAUCGGAGGGAAGUACUGCCUGGGAGAGCGGAAGCGCUACCGAUCCUGUAACACCGAUGACUGCCCUCCUGGUUCCCAGGACUUCCGAGAGCUGCAGUGUGCCGAAUUCGAUAAUGUCCCCUUCCGAGGGAAGUACUACACCUGGAAGACAUACCGGGGAGGGGGUGUGAAAGCCUGUUCCCUCAAUUGCUUGGCCGAGGGCUUCAACUUUUACACGGAGAGAGCUGCAGCUGUGGUGGACGGGACGCCGUGCCGGCAGGACUCCAAUGACAUCUGCGUCAACGGGGAGUGCAAGCACGUGGGCUGUGACCGUGUCCUGGGCUCUGACUCGAAGGAGGACAAGUGUCGCGUGUGCGGGGGAGAUGGCAGCACCUGUGAGACCAUUGAGGGCAUCUUCAACCAGUCCCUGCCAGAGGGAGGGUACGAAGAGGUGAUCCAGAUUCCCAAGGGCUCUGUCCACAUCGACAUCCAGGAGCUGAACCUCUCUGUCAACUAUCUAGCACUGAAGGGGGAGAACGGUGAAUAUUACAUCAAUGGGAAACUCUCCAUCGACCCUCCGAGGCGCUUCGAUAUUGCGGGCACGACAUUUCACUACAGGAGAUCCCCAGAUGAGCCUGAAUCGCUGGAGGCUUUGGGGCCCACCAACAUCACACUCAUUGUCAUGGUCCUUGUGCGGACAGAGCUACAGGGGAUUCGGUACAAGUUCAACGCACCCAUCAGCAGGGAUGCCUCGAACCAGUACUCCUGGCACUACACGCCGUGGACCAAAUGCUCAGCGCUAUGUGCAGGGGGCAGCCAAAUCCAGUCUGUCAUAUGCAAGAAACUCUCCGACAGCUCAACUGUCUUCAACCAUUUCUGUAGCCCUGAAACCAAAAUGCCAGAGCGGCAGAGGCCAUGCAACACCGAACCAUGCCCCCCAGCCUGGGUGAUCGGGAACUGGUCUGAAUGCAGCCGAAGCUGCAAUGAGGGUGUCCGCACGCGGAGUGUCUUCUGCAAGCGUAAGAUCUCUACCACCGAGGAGAAGACCUUGGAUGACGCCUCCUGCCCCCAGCCACGGCCCAAGAUGCUUGAGCCUUGCAACAACCAGACGUGCCCCCCGGAGUGGGUCGCCCUGGACUGGUCAGAGUGCACCCCCAGCUGUGGGCCAGGUUUCCGCCACCGCAUUGUGCUCUGCAAGAGUGGUGACCACAGCACGACGCUGCCCACCUCCCAGUGCCCCGAAGGCUCCAAGCCCCCGACCAGCAUGAGGUGCAACCUGCGGCGCUGUCCACCCCCGCGCUGGGUGGCCGGCGAGUGGGGAGAGUGCUCCGCGCAGUGCGGCCUCGGCCAGCAAAGACGAUCCGUCCAGUGCCUGGCUCACACCGGGCAGCCGUCCAGCGACUGCGUGGAGACCCUGCAGCCAUCCGGCAUGCAGCAGUGCGAGACCAAGUGUGAAUCAGGACCUACGGACAACCCUGAAGAGUGCAAGGAUGUGAACAAGGUGGCCUACUGCCCGCUCGUCCUGAAGUUCAAGUUCUGCAGCCGGACCUACUUCCGACAGAUGUGCUGUAAAACAUGCCAGGGGCACUAGGAACAGAGCGAAGUGACCCCCGUGGGAAAACUGGAAGGCAAAAGCUACGCCGGAGGGCAGCCGAGCCGUGCCCUUCCUCUCCGCCCCUGGGAAUCUCCCCUGGAUCCAACACAGACAUUGGUCGUGCUUCCGGUGGGAGCCGGCGUCACCCCACCCUGUCCCCCAAGGACACGCACCCUUCCCUCCCGAGCACCCCAAUGGCAGGAUCCCAGUUAAACCACUGCCGGCCGCUCCAGAGACCGCCACGGCCAAGCACGAGAGGAGCCGGUCACCACGGCGGGAGAGGGAGAAGCUGGGCAGAGCGCGGCAACAAGGACAUUACUUGAAAUUCUGACAUUGUUAUUUAUUUAGUAGCGGACCUAGGUCCUGCAGGUGCCAGCCGACGGCCACCGAGACGGUACCAUUAGCCCCGCUCCUGCCUCGCCCUGCUUGGUGCCCACAUCCCGAAGGCAUCGCGGGGCAUUGCAGGCCAUCGUGGGGUGUCUCCAAGGAGGCUGAGCGUGCUGCCUGCCGCUGCAUUUCCCUGGGGGACAUCCCGGGGGACACAGGGAGGAUCUCGGCCGCGGCAGGUGACGAGCGUGGCUUGGUGCUGUCAGCUUCUGUGUGAUGGACGGAGAAGAGCCAGCGGGGGAGCGGGGUGGGAGCAGGAAUCUUGUUUUCUGCAUUUGCAUCCUGCCGCCUUGGGACCUGCAGCAGGUGAUGGAGAACAGGCCACGCGGUGAGCAGAGCGGCAACACCAGUUUCACCGGGAGAGGGGGCUAGUCAAACUCUGAAUUUACUUUGAUUUGAGUUUUCCCCAAUUUUUCCUAUGAUCAUUUUUGUUACAGAGCCAUCUCAAAGCGUGAGCUGAGGUCAGGGCCAGGGCACGUAGGGGUUGUAUGGUCACUUAGUGGGAGUUGGAGAUGUUCCAGUCUGCAGGAAACAAAGCAAGGGAGGAUGCAAGACGAGAACCAUCUGGGUCACAGCGUCCCCAUUGCCCAGCCAUGAACUAGGACCCAGGUCCCUGCAGGGCCCUCCCCAGGGAGCAAGAUGGCCCCCAAAGGUGCUUUGCCCCCAGGGGCAGCCUCGCUGCGGGCUGCUGUGGCCUCGGGGUGCCAGUCCGGGUGCCACCCCGCUCCUCUGCCCCUAGGAGACUCCAGUGAUGGGAAAAGAGCAGGCUUGAAAUUCCUCCAGGUCACCUCCCUUCAGGCAAAAUCUGGGCUAUCGCGUGAAUCCCUCCACGUGGCCCAUGGGAGCAAAGGGACCUGAGUUUUCAAUGUACAAAGCAUGUGCUUUUUAUUAUUAUUAUUAUUAUUAUUGUUAUUAUUAUUUUCAGGCCUUUCUGCAUCACAAAGAUGGAAAAGCUCAUCCGAGCCCCCCAGUUCUGUUCCCCUCGCGGGUCAUCCUUAGGGUGAAGGGAUGAGGUUGGCCCUCUUUCCCCGAGCAAACCCCUCUGCCCUGCUGGCCCCCAUGUCUUAACUACCCGGGUGCAUUUUUCCCUGCUCAUCAGUCAAUCGCCGCUUCUCUGGUGCUCAACAAAUCCUGACUGGCUGACGAGCGGGAGUUAAUUUGUCUUCCUUCUCGGUGCAAUGCUCCGUUCUGGCAUUUUGGGGAGGGGGGGAUGUUUUCACCUUUUUAUAUAGAUAUAUAUAAUGAAAAAUGUUUAAAGUACUAACUCUGAGGAGGAGCAACGUAACGGCAUGAUUUAUAAUAAAGGAGUAGCUACGAUCCCGGGCGCA